Messenger RNA from Mugil cephalus (flathead mullet), 2402 nucleotides. It is a transcript of the gene nmnat2, whose product is annotated as nicotinamide nucleotide adenylyltransferase 2. The transcript has 11 exons. Gene Ontology annotation, biological process: NAD+ biosynthetic process. The record is from RefSeq and is a predicted model, not a curated record. Lineage: Eukaryota; Metazoa; Chordata; Actinopteri; Mugiliformes; Mugilidae. Bases 179 to 1105 code for a protein of 308 amino acids. Gene Ontology annotation, molecular function: nicotinamide-nucleotide adenylyltransferase activity; nicotinate-nucleotide adenylyltransferase activity. Gene Ontology annotation, cellular component: Golgi apparatus.
UUCCUGAGGCUGUGAUGCAGUAGCAGAGAACAGACCAGUGUCUCUUUAAGAGAAACCAGCUUCCUGCCGCAGACUCUCUCUCUCUCUCUCUCUCUCUCUGCGGAGGCUGCGUUUCCUCAGACAGAACCACACAAGACCGGGACCGGAGCGAACCGGACCACGGGAGACUGGUAGAACCAUGACAGAAAGCUCCAAGACCCACGUCAUCCUGCUGUCCUGCGGCAGCUUCAACCCCAUCACCAAGGGACACAUCCACAUGUUCGAAAGAGCCAGAGAAUAUCUUCAUAAAACGGGUCGUUUCAUCGUGAUCGGAGGAAUCAUUUCACCGGUGCACGACUCCUACGGGAAACCAGGUCUGGUUCCCAGCAGACAUCGUCUCACCAUGUGUCAGCUGGCCGUCCAGUCGUCUGAUUGGAUCAGGGUGGACCCCUGGGAGUGUUACCAGGACACCUGGCAGACCACCUGCAGCGUCCUGGAGCAUCACCGCGACCUCAUGAAGAGAGUCACCGGCUGCAUCCUGUCCAACGUCAACACGCCGUCUACAACUCCUGUGAUUGGUCAGCCACAGAACCAGGCCCCGCCCAUUUACCAGAACCACAACAACAUGAAUCACAACAAGCCCACAGCUGGUAAACUCUGGGGGAAGAUCAGUGAGAGUUUGGGUAAAAUCUGCUGCGUCCAUCCACACAUUGAGCGCUUCACCUUCGUCGAUGAAAACGCCAACCUGGGGACAGCCAUGAGAUACGAGGAGAUCGAGUUACGCAUCUUGCUCCUGUGUGGCAGUGACCUCCUGGAGUCCUUCUGCAUCCCUGGCCUCUGGAAGGACAGUGAUAUGGAGGUGAUCGUGGGGGACUUUGGGAUCGUGGUGGUUCCUCGUGACGGCGUCGACACGGAGAAGAUCAUGAAUCACUCGUCCAUUCUCCGCAAGUUUAAGGAAAACAUCAUCGUGGUAAAAGAUGCGACGAACCAUCCGAUGGCCAUCGUCAGCUCCACCAAGAGCAGACUGGCCUUGCAGCACGGGGACGGCCACGUCGUGGACUACCUGAGUCAACCCGUCAUCGACUACAUCCUGCAGAGUCAGCUGUACAUCAACGCCUCGGGAUAGAGCCGCACCUGGCCGCACGAAAACAGGGAGAGCUUGGGUGUUGAGGGGGGAGGGCGGGGGUUACCUACAACCAUCAUCUAUAUAAAUAAUAUAACCUCUCCUCCUCCUAGAAACUACAACUUCCUCGUCUGUCUUCUGUGUCAAACAUUUACUCUUCUUUGAGCUGGAUAAUUUCCUCCUUCUGUCCGUGUCAUGUGACCAUCAGGUGGGGGGGUAGGCAGGGUGGGAUGGGGGUGGGGCAGGGUGGCGCCAGCGUUUUCUCUCUCAGUUUCUUUGUUAAAGUUCAGGAUGCAUGACACUCAGCCGGGCAUGCUCAGUGUGAAGCUCUUCUUCUGUAUCAGACCGACCAACGACAGGGUUACGGAGGAAAUGAUGAAACUGAUGAUGUGCAGUGAAAAGGUUUCUCCCGCCAGAAGAGAAAUAAUUUCCUGUUUGCCAAGAAAUCCCCUGAACGUCACCUGUGUUUAUUUAAACUCUGAUUCAGAUACAGAUCUUGGAUCGCUGUCCUUGGUAGUUCACUGAUUCUGAAGUGGAAACUCUGGAGGAUGAAAAGAUUCUGGAAUUGGACGUUCAGCCUGAUUUCAUCUCAACGAUUUGAUCUGAACCAGUAACACAACAGAAUAAUAACCUAUAAGUAACGACAACUCCAGAUUUUUUCCAUUUGUUUCAGUGCAAAGAAGAACAAGUAAAUUAGGAGAAUGUUUACAUUUAAUAAACUGAAAAUGAACUUUCUUAAGAAAAAUAAGUGUAAUUUGGACUCGUUGGUGUCUGAUGUCUAUUCCUGGGCCUCAGUGUUGUGUUCUGUCCACGUUUCCUUCUAAAUCAGUGGAUGAAUUAGAGAUUGAAGUUACUGUCAUUGAGAAAAAAUUUCAAUCUUCUAUAUAAUUUUUGCACUUUGCAAAUUCACACCGUGGAUCAGAUUAGACCGUCUACUGGGUCACUGUUAGUGUCGACUCACAGGUAAAGUUUCUCUUAAAGAAAAAAAACUUUAAAUUUUCUCCAGUUCAGCGUCGCAUUGAGAAGCUGUCGUCUAACUUCAUUUAUUCCGUUUAGAAUUUGUUCUCGAUUAGCAGCUGGUUUAAGUUAACACUGAUGAAGAUGAUGAUGACGAAGAAGAUGAUGAGGGCGUUACCUUUUGUAAAGCAGCUGUGUUGUCGUGGAGUUUCUUUCCUGUUCGUAGACUGCAUGCGUAGACCGUCGGGUUCUGGCAUGAAUGUUUCUCACUCAGUAGAUUUGAUCCGUUGUGAACGUGUUUGCAAAAAAUCGAUAAAUAAAUCAAUAAACAUCUAUAAAUAUG